Molecule: messenger RNA, 456 nt
Organism: Dicrocoelium dendriticum
Lineage: Eukaryota; Metazoa; Platyhelminthes; Trematoda; Plagiorchiida; Dicrocoeliidae
Source: the annotation of a GenBank genome assembly
AUGACUCACGAGCCGAAGACAUCAAGGGAUGGUGGGGGGGCUGCGGGGGGGGGGGGGCGGGGGGGGGGGUGGGGGGGGAUAUACACACACGAGCAAUUACAGCAACAAAACAUGCUAAAUAUAUCUUUAAAAGGACAACAUGUUGAUAUAAGACGGGGGGGGGGGGGGGGGGGGAAAGGGAGGGGAGAGUCUGCGCUGGAUGCACAGGCCCUCUCUGCCCUGUCGUGCAGGUUUACAUCUUUCUGCCCACACUUACGAUUUAUGCCACAUGACAAAUGUAACGAUUGCGACCGAUCGUCCAUGAGCACUUCGACUUAUACUCGUGGAAAGCAAGAACCGGCAACGUUCGACUUGACUAGCCACGCUGGCGGAGAGGGGGGGGGGGGGGGGGGCCGGGUGCAGGGACCCAAAAGCCUCAAGCCUGGCGAGAGAGGGGGCGGGGGGCGGGGGGGUUGA